GAAGGCAGUCAAGGCAACGUUAGUUCUUCUGCCUCUGCUAGGCAUCACCUAUAUGCUUUUCUUUGUCAACCCUGGUGAAGAUGACAUUUCCCAGAUUGUCUUCAUCUAUUUCAAUUCCUUUCUGCAGUCUUUUCAGGGUUUCUUUGUGUCAGUAUUUUACUGCUUCUUGAAUGGUGAGGUCCGUUCUGCUGUCAGGAAAAGGUGGCACCGCUGGCAAGACCAUCACUCCCUCCGAGCACGUGUGGCACGUGCUAUGUCUAUCCCCACCUCUCCGACACGAAUCAGCUUCCAUAGCAUCAAACAGACAGCAAGCGUGUGAUAUGCCCCGCACAUACACGCACCACAUGGUGGCCUUCAAGGUUUUUCUUUCUUCACUACCCCCAAGCCCCGUUCUUCAAACUUUCUUCCUUUAUUCUGCACUGCUCUCUUUUGCAAUGAGGUGCCCAUCACAUUUUUGCGGAGUCACAUCUCCCAUAUUCAUGAUGCUGCUUUAAGGCAACCAGGCAAAAGCCUCUUGGAGUAGGUGGUGGCGAAACAGAUUCAAAGAAGAAAGAGAUUCAGCACGGACUGCACCUUGUGGAAGUUCACAAUACAAAGUCUAAAACAGCACACUGGCAGGAACAA
This is a messenger RNA of Pelecanus crispus (Dalmatian pelican), 624 nucleotides long. NCBI's taxonomy places the organism in Eukaryota, Metazoa, Chordata, Aves, Pelecaniformes, Pelecanidae. The record is from RefSeq and is a predicted model, not a curated record.